UGAGGAAAUUUCAGUCAACGUACAUGUUAUAGCAGUUUGGGAAAAUCUGUUUUCUCACAAUACACACUCCUAAUAUCUGGUCAUUGAGAGAAGGAUCUGAACGGAAGCAGAGCACUUGGUUGUAAGUGUCUCUAGUAUUUAGCCGCGGGGAACAAACGAUAGUCAGAUUAUCACUAGUGACUGUAUACAGUGUAGACAUACCAUGAACUCAAGAGAAAUUGUUUGUAAGGAUCGCGGGUCCGGCGAAGCUUAUUUCUUCAAAGCUCUUGGAGCCAUGACGUCGAAAACAAAGAAGAAAUUGGCACCUGGACCGGCGGGAAUCCCAUUCUUUGGGAGUUUCUUUGAUAUCGAUAUGAAAAACAUGCAUCUAGAUUUUAUGAAAUGGAAAGAACAGUAUGGUAACAUCGUGUCUUUCAAACUGAACGGAAAGAACAUUCUUGUCCUGAACAACGUGGAAAUCAUCAGAAAGGCCUUUGAUAGUGACGAUAUUGGUCCGUUAAUGAGUGAUCGUCCCCUUAAUUUUAUGGGUGAAUAUAUUGCAUUUGGAUAUAAAGAUGUUCUUUUGAGAAGAUAUGACGAGGAUUUUUUGAAAAUGAAAGGCAUAAUGAUACGCGCUAUGGCAAAGCACGAUUUUAAUUCGACAACGUUUAGGCAAAUGAUGCUGGAGGAGACCACCCAUGUGUUGACAAAAUUUCAAAAAACAUCGGGAAAACCAACGGAUGCAAUGGACAUUUUAAUGCCCUCAUUUUGUAAUAUCAUUGGCAUGUUGUUUACGGGACGGCGAUGCGAGGAUGAAGACAAACUCCUGAAGGUUUUAAUAGAUUUUGACCGCAAUGGAGACAUGAUGAUACAGCCACAAGUUCACUCGGUGAUGAAACUUUUCCCCUGGAUUCGCCAUUUUCCUGGUUUCUAUGGCAAUCUCUUCCGUAAUGUUAUACAAGGGAGAAAUUACCUUCAUGAUUUAGUGCGAGACAUGAAGAAAUCGAUCGACAGAGACAACGUGCAAAGUUUUAUACACGAACUGUUGAGAGAACAACUGAAUAGUGCUGAAGAAUCCGAAAAGGCGUGGUUGACUGAUGAACAUAUUCUGGGAAUGGUCAUGGAUCUUAUAAACACAUCUGUGUUGACAACAAAGGCAGUGAUGUCUGGCGUCCUCUUUCUUCUUGCUCACUUUCCGGAGAUGCAAGAAAAGAUUCGGAAAGAGAUUAAUACAGUGAUCGGUGAUCGCCAACCUUCAAUUGAGGAUAUGACGUCAUUGCCGUAUACGCAGGCGUGCUUGAUGGAGAUUCUCCGAUAUCAGUCUCAUCUUCCCCUGACUGCGGCUCAUGCGAACCUCACACAGGAAGUAGAACUGGAGGGUUACACAAUUCCAAAAGAAACAGUGAUAUUUGGGAACCUUUUUGCUUGCCACCACGAUGAAAGCAUAUAUGCUGAGCCAUGGACAUUCAAACCCGAACGUUUCUUGGAUGACGGCAAAUUAGUCAGUAGCGACCACCCCGCUGUUCAUAAUUUCAUAGGAUUUGGCGUAGGAAAACGAUACUGUGUUGGGCAACAGAUGGCUAGAAACAGGAUGUUUCUCUAUACCACAAGUCUUGUGCAAAAAUUUAGAAUCGAAGUUCCGAAAGACACAGUGCUUCCGUCACAUGACCCAAGGGCUUUAAUUUCGGAGUCUCCUGUGAUUUUGCCGCCAUCAGUGAGAUACUGUUUUGUGGAAUGCUAAUGUGGACAAAUAUUUGCUGAGUGGUUGUGAGAAAUUAUGAUUUGUUUUAAGCAUGUACAUAUUAUUUAUUUAUUAUGAAAUAAAUUGAUAUAAAAAGAAAA
Ostrea edulis (European flat oyster) is the source of this 1821-nucleotide messenger RNA. RefSeq names its product cytochrome P450 2C42-like. Lineage: Eukaryota; Metazoa; Mollusca; Bivalvia; Ostreida; Ostreidae. The record is from RefSeq and is a predicted model, not a curated record. The coding region runs from base 203 to 1720 and encodes 505 amino acids. The transcript has 7 exons. Gene Ontology annotation, molecular function: monooxygenase activity; iron ion binding; oxidoreductase activity, acting on paired donors, with incorporation or reduction of molecular oxygen.